Molecule: messenger RNA, 3441 nt
Organism: Sporothrix schenckii 1099-18
Lineage: Eukaryota; Fungi; Ascomycota; Sordariomycetes; Ophiostomatales; Ophiostomataceae
Exons: 3
Coding region: 1-3441 (1146 amino acids)
Source: RefSeq, a predicted model, not a curated record
AUGCCUUCGAACAUCCUCCUUUCGGUGGGGUUUCGAGCCGAGUUCCUUAUCGGCUUUACCGAAACGGAUCAUGACAACAACAAUGACAACCUUGCCUGUAUUACCAACCGACCGAACAAUGGGGGGCCUCCUGCAGUCCCUCCCCCGCCGCCGGACCCGGCCUCCCAGCCGAUCCGGCUGCCCGUCCGCAGUAGCCCCGAGAGCCACGAUCGCGUGCUCUUUUAUGCUGUUGUCCACGCUAUGGGCAACUCGAUCGCCGUCUCCCAGUUCAUCGAGGAGACCGAUCCAAUUUACCCUUUACUGGCAACUGACGCCAUGCGGUCCCCCCCACUUGGUUUGUGGCUUCGGCCGCUUCUCAUUUCGUGGGCCCACUGGUUCCUGUCAUGCUCCCCGACCCCCUCGACGUGGAGGUGGCCCUCAGGCUCCCUCCCCGCUCCUAGCGUUCUCCUGGCGUCCUGUCGCCAUUACAACGCCCGUGUUCAUGGUCUCGGAUGUUCUUCCAGACAUGUUCCUACUACCCGACCCACAGCAAGAUCAACAUGCGUUGCCAACCACGUCUUCGAAGCCCAGCGACGCUCCAAUGCGCUUGUCUCGGCUCCCCUGCGGGGCCUACGCUCGUCCGUCCUUACGCAGCUUAACGAUUCGUGCUCCUUCGUGGUGCACGUUGGCUUAAACUGUUCCGAUGACGAGAACAACCCGCGUCGACUCCUGGCCUUGAAGAAGCUGGUGACCAUCCUGUGGCUCGAUGGUGAGGCGUUCCUGGCCAAGCUAGCUGGCCCCAAGGCCGUGGCCGUGACACCCUUGCUGACCGAGUCGGCAAGUCUCCGUGUGCGGCCCUCUGGUUUUGCAGGCCACCUGUUAAACGUUUUGGACGACAACCAGGGUAGCAAUGCUGCGUACGACAAGUGGCUGUCCCCUUUACUGGGUCCAGCCCCUGUCCUCGCAGACGUCCACAAGCAGGUCUCUCAACGCAACCUAGCGGACUAUGUCCUGCGCCAGGAGACUCCGAACGUGGGCACUCGGCCCGGGCGACGCAGGGUCCAUUUUCAAGUCGACAAUCUUGACAACGGUCUCUCUUCUUCCCCGAACGCGCCCGCGCCCGCGACCGCUCACUCUUCUACUUCGUCUUCGUCUUGUUCCCCAUCGUCUCUCUCCCCAGACCCCCUUAGCACUGCUGACCCUGCCCGACGGGCAGCUCUCUAUCAACAGUUUGGAGUCAAUACCGACCUCACGGUCUCGCAUGAGCUUUUCCUGCUCUGGCGUGCCCGUGAUGUUGACACCAUUGCCAAGCUCAUGACCCCGUACUUUUGGAAGGGCCCGUCUCAGGUCCCGCUGCAGCACUGCGCAAUUGACUUUGCCAAUCUCCGCAACGAUGUGCGUGAAGAACGCCGUUCUACGCAUCAUGCGACCAUUGCAUUUCGCCUCUUCCCAGCAACGCUUGAUCCUGCCAUGGUUCUGGCCUGGACGCGCCUGUCUGCCGGCUUAGCGGCGCAGGCGGCCUUUACCUCUCCGGCCCAGUUCCUGAAGAUCUGCAACCGCCUCACCGGCGGACCGAAGAGUGACAGCAAUGGCUCGCAUAGCCCAGGCAGCAGCAACGACAGCAACGAGGGCAGUGUUAGCAGUAGUAGUGGCGGCCCCGGCAGCAGCAGCUAUGAUGGAAGCUCCGGCAAUGAUGGUGACAAGGAGAGUAGUAGCAACAGCAGCGACAGCGAUGGAGCGGACACCGUCCGAGGUGCCCAACGCUCCAAUGUCGCCCCCGAACUACUUAUUCCUUUUCGCCAGGCAUCCACCGCCGCUCCUCCUGUCGAUAACUGGGUCGCUCCGCCUGGACUGGCCCUUCCCAUCGCACGUCCUCCGGUCCGGUUCAUACCUGGCUAUGCCAUCGAGGCCCCGGCUGACAAUCGGGUUGACCACCCAGCACCCGCGCUUCCCAUCGUCCAGCCUCUAGCGCGCGUCCUGGCCCGGCCAAACCGACCUCGUGUGCGUCUGUCCGCCGGUUUCACAGACACGGAAGGUGAAGACGGCGGCAACCUUCAAAACCAUAACACGCAGCUCGCCGCCACCAUUUACGCGUUGGACAAUUACGACUCCCAGGCCAGUGACUGGACCAGCGGCUGGUCGAGCAACAGUAUGCCGUACACGGCGACAGAAGGAGAAGAGAACCUGAAUGGCAACGAGCCUGCGAUCCAUAACCCUGGAUCUCAGGGGCGCAACUAUUUCAGUGUGGUACUUGCGUCCGACAACCAUGCCUCGGAUACCGACGGUUGGACUAGCGAUAGCCCGCCAUACACCACGGAAGAAGAGGUGGACACCACUGCUCCCGCCGGAUCUCAGCCAAUGGAUCCCACAUCCGGCGAGUGGGAGCCGCCCUCCUCUUCCCAAGACGCACACCGCAGUGAGGUAUCUCCUCCCCAGAACCCUGGGCUUCAAGCUGCACUUUCGCCUGACUACCCCGGCACGAGUACCGAAGGCUGGACAAGCGACAGCCCGCCGUACACGACGACUGACGAGGAGGACGCUUCUGAUUCGAGCGGAGCUCUGCCAAUGGAUCUCACAUCCGACGAGUCGGAGUCGUCCUCUGCCUUCCAUGUAUUUUCGUCUGACCACCACGGCCCGAGUACCGACAACACGCCCUACAUGACGACCGAGGAGGAGGACGCCUCGGAUUCGAGCGGAGCCUUACCAAUGGAUUUCACAUCCGACGAAUCGGAAUCGCCCUCCUCUGUCCAAGACGGAAAUGGCAACGAGUCUUCCUAUUACAUUCCCGACAUGGUUGAGUCUGAAAAUCACGGCUCGAAUACUGACGGCUGGACUAGCGACAGCCCGCCCUACACUUCGGCAGGAGACACUUCGGGUGAAGAAGAGGAGCCUUUCACUCCGACACAGCUGAUGGACCUCUCGUCUUAUGACACCGAGCCGUCGUCCGUUCUUCCCAAUGAUCCAAGCCAUGUCAUUGAUGAAUCUGACCGCUACCAUACGGAUACUGAAGGCUGGACGAGCGACAGUCCCCCGUACACCUCGGAAGAGGAACAUUCCAGCCCUUCCGUUGUGCACGAUGCUAACCUUGACGCUGUCAUGUCGGGCGAGUCCGAUAACCAGUCUGUGAUCCCAGAUUCUGCUUCUAACCAUGCCGCUCCUAGUAACAACGACCAAAACGACACCCCACCACAGCCCGCUCAUGCUGCUGGCAUUCCGGCCGCGAGCUUCGUCCAGAACUCUCAGAGAGACGCCUCUCGCGAAGGCUCGCCCCUGGAUGACCAUGUACGCGACAACAGCAACGACCUGGACGCUGAUCCGUUUGAUGUCUGGGCGUUUGUGCGAUGGCUGAACAUUGGUCACGAGCCGCUUGAAACUCUACGCCAAUUUAUCGACGUGCACAACAAUGUGAACCCCGAAGACCAACCUCAGGCGGACGGCGGGCUCCCCACGUUUCCCCGGUAA